AUGAAGGACAGCACAGAAACGCCGUUUACAACGGAAGAGCCCCAAAUCGCUCAAAACGUUCUUUCCAUUCCUGGUCCCUCAACUGUCACCCUUUCCAAAUCCAGAUCUAGCUGGUACUGCAUCGACGACAACCGAUUGAGGAACAACCUCUUCGCCGCGGUCGGUUUUCUCGAGCUUGCAAACGCUGGUGAUUUUGCCGCCAACGUAUGGAAUGAUGUGCCCGUUCCCAUCUAUGCCAUUGUCUUUAUGGCCAUCGGAGGAUCUUCAGCAUUCGUCUUAUCGAUAUGUGCUUUCUUCGACUCGAGGAAGGCUUGGAGGAACAUCAAGUUUUUGAAACAACAGAAGCAACUGUUAAAAACCGAAGAGGCGUCUUUGAGUCGAGAUGUUUUCGUUGAAAUCACAACACGUGAAUUGAGAAUCGAGGUUAUUAACCGUUGGCUCAUGGAUCUGCUGAUGGGCGGAGGUGCUAUGCUCAUCAGUAUUGGUACAUUCAUGGCGAUUGGGGGAGCCAAUCCUAAUGUAUGGCUCGCCAGUAACAUCCUCUCCGGUUAUCUUGGAAAUGCGCCUAUCGCUCUCUUCGGUUUGUUGAGUUCUAUCUGGGCUGCCAUGGUGGUAUCCAAGAUGAAUUCUCAUCGCGGCGCCGCACGAAAAGAACUUCAAGGAUCACCGACGCUGCGCGUCCUCAAAGACAGAUGUUUCAACGUACAGGUUUUCUUCGUACUUAAUGGAGCCUCCAAUAUUCUUGGUGGCGUCGGCUCCAUGUUGACGGCUGAGAGAUGGUGGGGAUAUGUUAUCCUCAUCCCUGUUAUCAUAUCCUCCAUCUUCUGCAAUAUUUGGUGGCGACAUCGCGUUGGUUACGAUCGCCCAUACAUAUCGACACUUCCUGGCAUUAAUCUCGAAAUAAUUACUGAGACUAUCGAGGCAACUUCACAACUACGACAGAAUAUCCAAAACGAUGCAGGCAUCAACUUGGAGCAUAUUUUCGGAGAUUCUGUAACCCUUAAGGAAGUUUUGGAACUCUUUGUCAAGCACGAUUUAUUCGAACAAUUCUCUCUUCGUCUGGUUACGAACAAGCACAUCAGGCACCUCUUUGUCAAUAACGAAGUCACAAGCGUACAAGCCAGCGUUGACGGUAUCUUGGCUGUAGCAGUGGAACAUCAUGCUACUAUAAUACGUAUCGCAUUAACAUUCUUGAAGAAGCAUGGUCCGAAGCACCUGCUGCACCGCGAACGGUUUUUGUUAGAGGUCCUGGGGACUUAUUUGGUAGAACAGAAGAAGAGGGAGGAGAUCACAGUUGAGAAAUAA
Messenger RNA from Fusarium poae, 1305 nucleotides. RefSeq lists its product as uncharacterized. Lineage: Eukaryota; Fungi; Ascomycota; Sordariomycetes; Hypocreales; Nectriaceae. The transcript has a single exon. The record is from RefSeq and is a predicted model, not a curated record. The coding region runs from base 1 to 1305 and encodes 434 amino acids.